This is a messenger RNA of Daktulosphaira vitifoliae (grape phylloxera), 1131 nucleotides long. RefSeq lists its product as uncharacterized. The coding region runs from base 138 to 1028 and encodes 296 amino acids. Lineage: Eukaryota; Metazoa; Arthropoda; Insecta; Hemiptera; Phylloxeridae. The record is from RefSeq and is a predicted model, not a curated record. The transcript is spliced from 14 exons.
UUAUUAUAAAAAUUAAAAUAUUGUUUUACAUAAAUAAUUCAAAUAUCCGUAGUUCACAUAAAUAUAAGGUAAAACUGAUUUAAUUUUUGAAUUUUACUAAAAACUGAAAGUUGAAAAACUAUUUUAUUAUUGGAACUAUGACACAGAAAAUUUAUUCUGAUAGUUUAAAAAUUUUAACUAUUUGGUGUGUAUCAAUUUUUUACAUUUGUCCAUUGGGUGCUGAAGAAUUGUCUAAUGAACAAGUACAAGUUGCCGCUUAUAAUAUUAAAUGGACGAAUGAUAUGUUUAUUCAAUAUAAAAAGAAAUGUAAAGAACAAAAUACAUUCGAUGAACAAAAAAUAUUAGAAUUUUUGAUAAAUAAAUUCGAUAAUCUAUCAUAUGAGGAACUCGAAGAUAUGUUAAUUCCAAAAAAAUUAAACAAUAUCAUAGAUGCUGAUGCUGAAAAUCAAAUUAGAAGAAUACAAGAAGAAUCUAUUCGAAAUAUAUUACAUGAUUAUAUAAAAAUAAACAAUAUCAUAGAUGCUGAGGAACUCGAAGAUAUGUUUAUUCCAAAAAAUGCUGAAAAUCAAAUUAAAAGAGUGCACGAAAAAUCUAUUCAAAAUAAUUUACAUGAUUAUAUAGGUGUUUUUCAAUUUGUAGAUGUUGAAGAUUUUACAAUGGUACUUGACGAAGUUAUUAAAUAUCAAGACCAAUACAAACGCCGUACUGAAAUAAUAAGGGACUAUGCCAUCGAAUUGUUACAAAAUGAUUACGCAAAUAAAAAAAUGUGCUCAUACAAAGAAACGAUAAUGUGUAAAUUAGUUGGAUUAAUAAACAAUAUAGACGUGUUAAAACACAGAGGUGAAUGCAAUUUAGAUAAUGAAUGUGUUUUGGAGUAUAUGGAUAAUGAUGGAAAAUGGACAAAUAAAAAAUACAAGUUUUACAAUAACCCUGAUCCUUUUACAGCAACUAUUUUUAGAGCAAAAGAUACCGAAGAUUAUAAAUUAUUCGAUUUGAAUUCAAUUUAUAAUAUUGUAUAUGUAGAAUAAUUUUUCAUUGCUGUUAAUAUUUGUGAAUAUUAAAAUAAUACUUUUCAAUAAAAAUGUAAAGUGUGUAAUAUUGUAUACAAUGAAUAAAAUAAAUAGAAUUAUA